Molecule: messenger RNA, 5005 nt
Organism: Trichomycterus rosablanca
Lineage: Eukaryota; Metazoa; Chordata; Actinopteri; Siluriformes; Trichomycteridae
Gene: gnl1
Product: guanine nucleotide binding protein-like 1
Exons: 13
Coding region: 66-1892 (608 amino acids)
Molecular function (GO): GTPase activity; GTP binding
Source: RefSeq, a predicted model, not a curated record
UACAAACACGACCGCUUUGUUUAAAUAAGACUCUAUGUAAAUAAAUAAAUACAUUAAUUAAUAAAAUGCCGCGGAGGAAACCGUUCAGCAACAAACAGAAAAAGAAGCAACUUCAGGUGAAGCGGGAGAAAAAGAGAGGUGAACCAGGUUCGGGUCAGAGUAGCCGAAAUGCGAGCAUAGAGAGGGGAGUGAGACGGGACAGACAGUCGGACACAUCAGACAGCGAGACAACGGAUAUUAGGAGGAUCAACAAUCAGCCUGGCACCAGAGACGGCAAAUAUGACCCCAACAGAUUCCGGCUUCACUUUGAAAAGGAAAGCAAAGAAGAGGUGGAGAAAAGAAAGAAAAUUGCCCAGGAGAAGAUACUACAACUGGUUCCAGAGCGAGACCUGGAAAUGGAUAUAAACCAAGUCUACAGUGAAGAGCAAGGGCUGGACUUCCCACGGCGACCCUCUUGGCAUUAUGGCAUGAGGAGAGAAGAACUGCUGAGAAAGGAGGAGAGGGCUUUUCAUGAAUUCCUACAGGCCCUUCAUUCCACGAACCCUCCUGGGACCCUCAGCCACUUUGAACACAAUUUAGAGACAUGGAGGCAGCUGUGGAGAGUACUGGAGAUGUCUGAUGCCAUCUUGCUUAUAGUGGAUAUCAGGCAUUCGGUGCUGCAGUUUCCUCCUGCUCUGUAUCACUACAUCACAGGUGAACUGCAGAAACAGGUAGUCCUGGUACUGAAUAAGAUUGACCUUUGCCCUGCACCGCUCGUGUUGGCAUGGAAACACUACCUGACCAAGCACUUUCCUCACCUCCACUGUGUGUGCUUUACCUCACACCCUGGACAGCCCUACAGCAGCUUGCUGCAGAAGAGGAGAAUGAGGAGGAAGGGCGGAUGGGGUAGAGCCGGAGGACCAAUCCACAUUCUAAAGGCGUGUCAGGAAAUCACAGCUGGAAAAGUUAAUUUAAGUAGCUGGGAGAAAAAGAUCCAGAGAGAUGCGGUUGCUAUGGGAAUGGAGGGCGAUUGUCAUGAGGACGGGGUGGAAACGGUGCUCAUGGAGCACCACAGCGAUGUUGCCUUGGAGAUGAACAGCCCCACACAAGAACUUUACAAGGAUGGAGUACUCACAUUAGGCUGCAUAGGUUUUCCUAACGUAGGGAAGUCUUCCGUGUUAAAUAGUUUGGUUGGUAGGAAGGUUGUGAGUGUCUCUCGGACUCCUGGUCACACUAAGUAUUUCCAGACGUACUACCUCACUCCCACAGUUAAACUCUGCGACUGUCCUGGUCUCGUCUUUCCCUCUCGAGUCAACAAACAACUACAGAUUCUGGCCGGUAUCUACCCGGUGUCACAGCUGCAGGAGCCCUACAGCUCAGUGGGAUAUAUGUGUGAACGAACUCUCUUCCAGGAAGUACUGAAACUCACACACCCAGAGCAGAGUCCCAGCACACCACACAACACUGAAACACACAAGUGGACAGCCUGGGAUGUUUGUGAAGCGUGGGCUGACAAGAGAGGUUAUAAGACGGCGAAGGCAGCACGGAACGAUGUUUAUCGAGCUGCCAACAGCCUGCUGCGUCUGGCUUUGGAUGGACGCCUUUGUCUCUGUCUACGGCCGCCAGGAUACUCGCAGAACAAAGAUCAGUGGGAGUCUCAUCCAGACCUGGCGGAAAUCGUCGCCCUGCAGGGACGAAGACCCGAAGAUGAGAGCGGCGAGAGAGACGAGGAAGAAGACGAGUCAAGCUCUGAGCCAGACGAGGAGGAUGAUCGAGACGCGGACAACGAUGAGGACGCCGAUGGAGACGAUGAAGAUGAAAGCGUGAGGUCGGACAAGAAAGGGAAGGCCUUCACUCUGAACAUGUUCGGCUUGCUGGGAGAGAAUGAGUGCGACUUGCGACCCAGGGUUUGAACCCUGCACUUUGCUACCAGCGCAGUCUCAGGUGUGAUGCUGACCUGGCCGGACGCUCUACUAAUUCGACAGGCUAAAAGUCAGAUGGGGUUUCUCUUCCUUUGCACUGCAGGAGUGACCCCUGCUGUUUAGUUACAGUGCCAGCACAAGUACAAACGGUACACAUAGAGCAUAGUGCAUAGUUGUACUCCUCCAUGCAAUACAGUCUUCUCUGUAAGAAUCGACCACUGGCUGGUGUUGCUCUUUGGGCCUCUUCAGUCAGCAUGGGGUUGUUGUAAAGCAAAGGAAUUGAAAUAGGGAAUUGGAAAUGACUAAAUAAGGGAGAAUAGACAAAGAAAAUGUGAGCACAGAGAAUUAUAAUGCUGAACAUUUAGUUUAUCUACUCCGGUUUGACAGUUGAUAAUAGUUAAGCAGGUUUCUAUUAUUGUGUGUUGAAGCGCACUUUGACAGUGUGUUUACAUGCACAUCAAUCAUCUGAUCAUUCACAGGUUUGGAUAGUAUUCUGAUUAUUUCAUGGUCAAUAAGAGGGCAUAUCGAAUUUAUUAGCAAGCUGAGUAAGACAGCUGGCCAUAUAAUAAGAACCCCAGUAAGUGGUUAUUAUCAGCCUUUCUUUAUUUUUAAUGGACUUUGGUAAACAGCGCAAUAAAUGACAUGAAGUUUUGCUGAUAGACGUUUCCUUCCUGGGCCAUAAACACAUUUCCACACUUCAAUACAGUUAAGAAAGUAGCUUUAGUUCAAAAUAUUUGGUGCCGCUUAGGUGGCGCAUCGGUAAAACACGCAAGCACACCAGAGCUGACGUUUCGAACUCGUCAGCUCUGCCAUCAGCUCAGCUCUGCCAUCCGUCUGGGCUGGGUGGCUCUAUGAACAACGAUUGGCUUGUGGUUCAUACAGGGUGGGAGCCAGAUCGGGACUCCUCAUAACUGAUGCAAUUACGACCUCUGCUGGCUGAUUGAUGGCGUCUGCACAGAGUCGAGGAAUAAUGGGUUGAUCAGGGUGUGUUGCUCUGUACACAAAGCUGAUCCGCAUAUGAACUCGCCUCGUGCAGGUGAAAAGAUGCAGUCAGCUACUGCACACGUGUCCUCAAUCAGGAGUGGAGAUCAGCAUCAGUAUAGAGGAAGCGUAAUGCAAUCGGCUAAUUGGAUGCGACUAGAUUGGGAGGAAAAUUGGGAAGAAAUGCAACAAAAAAAAUUGUGACUCAUGAUGACACCAUCAGACUAAUAAAAAUAUAAUACAAACUCUUUUUUGAAUGCAAAUAUUAGCGUAGAAUUACAGAAUUACUGUAAACCCCAGUCACACCAGAACUUUCUUGUUCAAUGCACUUGGCAAAGUAAACAUGACCAAGCUGAAAACUUGAGCCGGAAUUGGUACGACAUCGUUCAGUGUCUUCCAAAAUUUAUUUAGGGGACCAAGUUAGAUUUUACUUUUACUCACAAUUUCAUUUAUAGGGAUUUUGGCAACAUGUCACAUGGCCAGGUCAGGAUGGAAAGGCCAAAUAGAAAUUUACUUCCCUGCUGCUGCAACAUUGAGUCCUACAGUCUGGUCAAGGCAUAGACAUGAGCAUCAGAGAAACACAGAUAGUAUAGUGUAAUUGUACAGUCUGUAAAAAUCUGUUUCUGACUCAUGUAAUACAGCAACUGGCUUUAAACGUAUCAGAAGAGACGUGUGCUAGAUUGCUCAGCCAACUAAGUUGUUGUGCUGGCAGCAGGGGUCACCAGAGUGCUAAGUAAAAAAUGUGGACAAUGUAAUGGGGUAAAAUGAAAAAAAUUUAAUAUAAUGAAAUUUCUACAGCUGCAUACAUAAAAAAAUGAUGCUAAAAGUGAUGUAGGCUACUGUGUAUUACGUCAAACUAGUGAUAUCAAGCCGCUCAGGUGGCACAGCGUUAAAAACACACGCUAGCACACCAGAGCUGGGAUCUUGAAUACAUCGUAUUGAGUCUCAGCUCUGCCUGCCGGCUGGGCUGAGCAGCCGCUUGAACAACGUUUGGCCUGUUGUUCAUAUAGGGGCGGGGUAUUGAGCCGGAUAAGGACUCUCUCAUGAUUGAUGCAACUAUGACCUCUGCUGGCUGAUUGAUGGCGCCUGCACAGAGACGGGGAGAGUGCGGAUCAGGGUGUGUCUCUCCGUACACAGAGCUGGUCCGCAGCUGAUCUCGUCUGGAGUAGGUAACAAAAUGCAUACGGCUGCUGCCCACGUGUCGGAAGGGGCGUGGGUUAGCUUCGUUCUCCUCAAUCGGAGCUGGGGCCGGCAUUAGUGGAGAGGAAGCGUGACGCAAUUGGGCAAUUGGAUGCGCUAAAAAGUGGGGAGAAAAAGGGGAGAAAAUGCAUAAACAAACGAUAAAAAAAAACUCGUGAUAUCAACAAUGGUGUCAUUAAUAUACGGACAUGCUGCGUUUAUAUUGUUGACUUGGAAUGCUCUCUUCAAAACAGAAAGUCAGAGCAGAAAGCAUUAGGAGCUUUCCACCCACCAUAAGGAUUACAAAUAAAUAAUUUAUAAAUCAUUUAAUUUAUGGUCGCAGCAUAACAGUUACAUUCAUGUACUGUAUGAUAAAAUAAUAAAACAAGACAUGCGAUAUUCCAUUAAUGUAAUACAUUUAUUAGCUAAAUGAUAUUAGAUUUUACAGUACCAGUGCUUUCACCUCAGUGGAAAGGUGGAAAGUGCAUAACCUCCAUGAUCAGAUGCACUUAUUUCUUUGUUGGUCCAUGUUAAUGCACUCACAAUAGAUUUUCACUAUAGAUAGAUUUCCAUCUUCCAGUUCAGGGACAUUUGCAAGAGCCUUAUAUCCUUAACAAUCAUGUACAGGAUCUCUGAUUGUAAAUCAGUGUUCAGCAGAGCAGAGAGUGUUUAUUCUGACAGUCCUGAUGGAUGUGAUGCAGUUUCCUAUAAGUACUUGCGUUUGAACGAAACAAUCUAUUUUCGUAAUGUUGAUUCAGAGUGAUAUUGAUGAUAUUUUAUUAUAUCCUGAGGUUAAUACUAACAGAGAUGUUUUUUGAAAGUGUGACUGUAUCCUCGAGUGAAACUCAAACGUGCAUGCGUGUUCCAUUCUUUACCCAGAUGAAACGUUUAAAAUGGACUUCAGCAGCCUUUCGGCAAUAAAAAGCAACUUAUUGAUGUUAAAA